CCCCCCACCUCAACCACACACACACACGUAUGAAGACCCCUAAAACAGGACAUCAGAACUCCCCAAAAUCCCCCAAAAAUGGCCAUUCCCAAACUCAUCUUGACCACACUCUCUCUAUCCCUUCUUUGCCUCCAUACUUGUGUUGCUGUCUCAGUUUUAGAGCUCCAAAAUGCACUGGAAACCAGUGAGGUUGAUGCCAUGGUGAAAAGGGUUUUCACCAACAAGGUUGAAGAUUGUCUAGGAGAUGAAGAAAUGGAGCCUGAGACUCAAAGGAGGCUGCUUUUGAUGCAGACAAGGUACAUCAGUUAUGCGACACUGAGGAGGGACAUGGUCCCUUGUGAGAAGCCUGGUGCUUCUUACUAUGAUUGUCAUGCUGGUGAAUCUAAUCAUUAUAGUAGGGGAUGUGAGAUUAUUACAAGAUGUGCUAGAGGGAUCAAAGGUGUUCGAACUUAGAACCUACACUUGAGCUGUCUUUGAUGAUGUUUUUUGGGUUAUUGUUGUAUAUUUUAGAGAUAUUUGCCUUGAAAUUUCUAUAAAUGAAAUGCAUGUUUAACUUUGGUUUUCAGUACAUUUGAGGCUUGUUUGUCAGAUUUGGGGGAUGAACUGAG
This is a messenger RNA of Hibiscus syriacus, 608 nucleotides long. Its product is annotated as protein RALF-like 24. Lineage: Eukaryota; Viridiplantae; Streptophyta; Magnoliopsida; Malvales; Malvaceae. The record is from RefSeq and is a predicted model, not a curated record. The transcript has 2 exons. Bases 79 to 453 code for a protein of 124 amino acids.